Messenger RNA from Emiliania huxleyi CCMP1516, 513 nucleotides. RefSeq lists its product as hypothetical. The record is from RefSeq and is a predicted model, not a curated record. Gene Ontology annotation, biological process: endonucleolytic cleavage in ITS1 to separate SSU-rRNA from 5.8S rRNA and LSU-rRNA from tricistronic rRNA transcript (SSU-rRNA, 5.8S rRNA, LSU-rRNA); endonucleolytic cleavage to generate mature 5'-end of SSU-rRNA from (SSU-rRNA, 5.8S rRNA, LSU-rRNA); small-subunit processome assembly. Gene Ontology annotation, molecular function: RNA binding. Gene Ontology annotation, cellular component: nucleolus. NCBI's taxonomy places the organism in Eukaryota, Haptophyta, Isochrysidales, Noelaerhabdaceae. The transcript is spliced from 4 exons. The coding region runs from base 1 to 513 and encodes 170 amino acids.
AUGUCUGCUCCGUCGACGCAGGCCGCUGCGGCGCCCACGGCGCCCAAGAAGAAGAAAUCGAGCGCCAAGCUGAAGCGGCUGAGCGGAGAGGCGCUCGCCGCCUACAACGCCCGCAUCCAGAACUGCGGCGUCUGCUACAUCGCCCGAGUUCCGCCCUACAUGAAGCCAUCGGCGCGCGACCGCACCAAAACAUGCUUGUGGCCGUGGGCGCUGCGGAAGCUGCUCUCCGGGUACGGCACGGAGGUGCUGCGCAUCUACCUGAAGCAAGAGGACCCCGCCGCGCGAGCGCGCCGCAUCUCUGGCGGCGGCAACCGCAAGCGCUCCUUCUCAGAGGGCUGGUUUGCGGACAAGCGGCGCGCACUCAAGCUCGCAAACACGCUCAACAAUACGCUGGUGGGCGGCGGCCACCGAUCCUUCCACGCGCAAGACCUCUGGAGCAUCAAGUACCUGCACAAGUUCAAGUGGGACAGCCUGACCGACGCGCAGGCGCGGAAUGUCGCGAGUGUGGCCUGA